This is a messenger RNA of Capronia epimyces CBS 606.96, 1674 nucleotides long. RefSeq lists its product as uncharacterized. Gene Ontology annotation, biological process: amino acid transmembrane transport. The coding region runs from base 1 to 1674 and encodes 557 amino acids. Gene Ontology annotation, cellular component: membrane. The record is from RefSeq and is a predicted model, not a curated record. Gene Ontology annotation, molecular function: amino acid transmembrane transporter activity. The transcript is spliced from 2 exons. NCBI's taxonomy places the organism in Eukaryota, Fungi, Ascomycota, Eurotiomycetes, Chaetothyriales, Herpotrichiellaceae.
AUGAGCGACAAAGAAUUGAAAUAUGUCGACGGCGAGGCCCGCGGCUCGGCCGAAAUCCAGCCUGGAACGGUGUCUGACAACGCGGACAAACUGCAACGGCGGCUCAACAAUCGCCAAAUCCAGCUGAUUGCCAUCGGGGGCUCCAUUGGCACCGCGCUGUUUGUGAGUAUCGGCGGUGGGCUGGCCAAAGGAGGCCCGCUCAGCCUGUUCCUCGCGUACACGAUCUACAGCUGUCUGCUGGGAACAGUCAACAACUGCAUCGCCGAGAUGAUUGUGCUGCAGCCCGUUUCCGGCGGCUUCAUUCGGCUGGCGGGCAAAUGGGUGGACGACGCGUUCGGCUUCAUGGCCGGAUGGAACUUUUUCUUCUACGAAGCGCUGCUGAUCCCGUUCGAGAUCACCGCGCUGAAUCUGGUGGUGUCAUUCUGGACGGACGCCAUCCCCACGGGUGCCAUAUGCGCUAUUUGCAUCGUGCUCUACGCACUUCUGAACAUCCUAGCUGUGCGAGCGUACGGGGAAGCCGAGUUUUGGCUCUCCGGCGGCAAGGUGAUCCUGAUCAUCAUGUUGUUCUUCUUCACCUUCAUCACCAUGGUGGGCGGCAACCCGCAGCACGACGCGUAUGGGUUCCGGUACUGGCGCAACCCGGGCCCGAUGGCCGAACACCACACGACAGGCUCCCUCGGCCGGUUCGAAGGGUUCCUGGCGGCGCUGUGGUCGGCCUCGUUCACGGUCGUGGGGCCGGAAUACAUCGCGAUGGUGGCGGCGGAGGCGAAACGGCCGCGGAUCUACAUCAAGAACGCGUUCAAGACGGUCUACUGGCGGUUUGGGCUGUUCUUCAUCCUGGGCGCGCUGUGCGUCGGCAUCAUCGUGCCGUACAACGACCCGACGCUGGUGGGGAUCGUCAGCGGCACCAAAUCCGGCGGCGGCACGGCGGCGGCGUCGCCGUACGUGAUCGCGAUGGAGAACCUGGGAGUCAGCGUGAUGCCGCACAUCACCAACGCGCUGAUGUUGACCAGCAUCUUCUCCGCGGGCAACACGUACACGUACUGUUCGACGCGCAGCCUGUACGGACUGGCGCUGGAGGGCCGGGCGCCCAAGUUCCUGACCACGGUCACGCGGCGCGGCGUGCCCAUCUGGGCCUUCUGCGUCGUCAUGCUGUUCCCGCUGCUGUCGUUCCUGCAGGUCUCCAGCGGCUCCUCCACCGUGCUGACCUGGCUGGUCAACCUGAUCACCGCCGGCGGCAUCAUCGACUUCAUCGUCAUGUGCGUCACCUACCUGUGCUUCUACCGCGCCUGCAAGGUCCAGGGCCUCGACCGCCGCACGCUCCCCUACACCGGUUGGUUUCAGCCGUAUUGCGGCUGGAUCGGCCUGACUGGCAUGACCCUCGUCGUCAUUUUCUACGGCUACUCCGCCUUCACCCCCUGGGACGUCGGCACCUUCUUCUCCUUCUACACCAUGGUCAUUGUCGCCCCGCUCCUCUUCGUCGGCUGGAAGCUCAUCAAGAAGACCCGCUUCGUCCGUCCCGAAGACGCCGAUUUGGUGUGGGAGGCUCCUAUUGUUGAUGCCUACGAGGCCACUUUUGUCUCGCCCCCCAUUGGCUUUUGGACCGAGAUGCUGCAAUUGGCUGGCUUGAAGCGCAACAAAACCGACGACCGUCGCACUUCGAUCGAAUCUUGA